AGAAAACUGACCUCCCAGCAUGUUACUCUGUACAAAGAGAGGAUCUAAGGGAACAGGAUUGCAACGUAAAAGGACAGAAAAGCAAUCAACCAUCUGCUUGCAGCAAAUGAAUGUAGAUCCUUCAGAUGAUGAAGCUAUUGAGAAAGCAAGUGACAACAGGACAGCAACACAUCAGGAUUCAGAUUCCAAACCUGCUGUGACGAAGAAAAGAAAGCAGCCUACAGAGUGUUUUCUAAGUCAGCCUGAAGAAAAACAAGAGAGCACUGUAAAGGCAAAGAGGAGAAAGAAGAAGAAAAUUUCUGAUAUUCUGGAAAAAUCUGCUCCAAAACCUGGCGUCCCUGCAGAUCUACAAAAUCUGCUUAGUCAACAUUUUGGUGAAAACCGUUCAGUGAUUGAAAUAGAGGAAUUAAAGCUGUCAGAUUCCUGUUUUUUGCCAGCCAAUGAUCUCACCCACAGUUUUUCUUCAUACCUGAAGGAAAUCUGUCCUAAAUGGGCAAAACUCCGUAAAAACCACAACGAGAAGAAGUCGGUGGUGAUGCUGGUUAUCUGCAGUUCUGCCCUUCGUUCCUUGGAACUCAUCAAGUCAAUGACAGCAUUUAAAGGAGACUGCAGAGUUCUCAAGUUGUUUGCAAAGCACAUAAAGAUAAAAGAACAGGUGAAUAUGUUGGAGAAAGGCGUGUUCCACAUCGGGGUCGGAACUCCUGGGAGAGUAAAAGCGCUAGUGGAGCAAGAUGGCCUGUGCUUGAACUCCACAAAAUAUAUGAUUCUGGAUUGGAACUGGAGAGAUCAAAAACUAAGGAGAAUGAUGGAUAUCCCUGAGAUGGUUGUUCUACCUGUUCCCGGGAAGUCUCUCAGUAAGAGAACUUUGUGCAAAAGUUUCCUCAAAAACGAACUAAAACUUUGGAGAAGCAUUUAUUUGCCUCUAUAUGAGAGUAAGAUAAAGAAAGAAACAAUCGACCUACUGGAGAUGUGUAUUAUAAAGCUGUGCAGAGAGGGGUCUGUGAAGCUGGGACUCUUUUAAUAGUUUUACCAACAAGGAAGUCGUUUGCAGCUGCAUUUUACUAUUAUCCUGUCUGCAAUUGGCAAGUGAUUAAUGGGUGAUGGAAUUAAGAAUUUUGACUUUUCAGAGGUCUAUCAAUACAGAAAGAAUGCACAUUGCAACUUUUUGUGAGUUUCCUUUUAAUAAUAAACCAGAAGUUUUGUUUGUAGCUUUAGUAUGAUUUUUAUUGCAGGAGCAAUGUGAUAUUGAAAUUAGAGGCACAUUGCCUUCACCUGCUAGUUUUACUACUAUGUCACUUUUAAGACUUUGAAGAUGAGCAAACUUGGGUGUGAAAGUCUUUGUACAAUCCAGUUCUCUGUUAUCUCCCUCUGCUGUCCCCAACAAGACCUUUACUGCUCUCAUGAGAGUGAUAAUCUAGUUCUUGCCUUAGAGGAUCUUUGAAAAUGUUGUAUGAAUUUCAGUAAUUUGUCAAAAAGGUAUUUUUCACUCAUCUGUUCUAGAGCUGGCCAAAUACAUGAUAAAUUAUCUGUAUAUUGAGACUUUAUUUUGCUUAAAUUGUUGAAGUGUGCAAAAAAAUAUUCUUUUGUUUGUUCAUUUAAAUUAAAAGGCAAUG
Gavia stellata (red-throated loon) is the source of this 1613-nucleotide messenger RNA. RefSeq names its product cms1 ribosomal small subunit homolog (gene CMSS1). The coding region runs from base 20 to 1021 and encodes 333 amino acids. Gene Ontology annotation, cellular component: nucleus; 90S preribosome. The record is from RefSeq and is a predicted model, not a curated record. Lineage: Eukaryota; Metazoa; Chordata; Aves; Gaviiformes; Gaviidae. The transcript is spliced from 11 exons.